AUGAUUUAUUAUGGAAUUACAUUUGCUAUAACAUCUGUUGGAUUUAAUAUUUAUAUAAAUUCAAUUAUUAUAGGAAUUUAACUAUUUCCUACAGCUGUCAGAAAUCUGGCUUUAGGAUUUAGUUCAGCAGCUGGAACUAUUGGUAGUACAGCUGCCCCAUAUAUUAAACUAAUUUGCUUAAGAAUUAAUUUAUCAGCUAUGGUACCUUUAGGAGUUAUAGGAAUUGCAGGAGUUUUAUGUCUAAUUCCUUUAAAAGAAACUAAAGGAGAAAAAUUAUUAGAUUAAAUUGAAGAAUUAAAUAAUUAGGAAGAAGAUUUUUUUGUUGUUGAAAGAGACAAAAAUGGCUAUAAAUAAGAAUGA
Molecule: messenger RNA, 360 nt
Organism: Ichthyophthirius multifiliis
Lineage: Eukaryota; Ciliophora; Oligohymenophorea; Hymenostomatida
Product: major facilitator superfamily protein, putative
Exons: 2
Source: RefSeq, a predicted model, not a curated record